ACUUUCAAAAUAUUGACGUUGUCAUGCUUGAAUAGAAUUUAACCUUCAAGUUAGCUGGAGGAAAAACGUGAUAAUGUUUUGAAUAUUUUGAUUACUACUUAUGGUUUUCAUUUUUUUUGUGUAAUUUCCAGCGGGAUGCUGAGUAAUUAUCUAACAUCCAUUCCUUGUACAAAAUUUGUUUUAAUAGAAGAUACUGUACAUGAAAAAGGCAAACGUAUUUUUGAUUUUCUCCUAAAAAGUCACUUGGAACGACCAAAUAACAGGAUACAUUAUUUUGUUUUUCAAGAACCGUUUGUAAGAGUUAAAACCCGGCUGCAGAAUGAAAAUUUAGUGCUACAUGAUUUUGUUAGUAACAAUUUAGGAUGGGACCAAUUGCCAGAAAUGUGUUUUUUGGAGGACAUGAUUAAGGAUGUAGGAGUUGAUGAUGUUAUUUUCAUUGAUUCUCUAGCACAUACUAUAUAUGAAUACGGUCUAGCAGAAACAUACAGGAUUUUGAACCUACUUAAAAACAAUGCAGGUGUUCAGCAAAUCAUAGCUUUGCUGCAUCAAGACUUAUUGGAAGAAAAAUUCAAAAUUCUGCAAUCAUUUGAGCAUUUAAGCACUCUUAAUUUAAACUUGCAAGACAGAAGUGGGUCCUCAAAAAAAAUAAUUCAAUAUACAUAUAAAAAAGUUGGUGGAAAAGUUAUUAAAGAGACCGAGGAAUUUUGGUUUGAAGGAGAAAAGCUGAUAACAAAGAAAAUUGAAAAACUUGAUGCGAAACAAAUUCUGGAAAAAUCUGUACCUUCACAAAUCAAUCCUGAAAAACUAUCUACAUUUAAAAUUGGACUUAGUGAUGCAGAUAAGAAAUCCAGAGAUGAACUAGUUUUGCCGUAUUUACCAAAACACGAAUCUGAAGAGAACCAACAAUCGGGAAAUAUAUUCUACAAGUUUGACGAUGUAGACGACUGGGAUGAGGAAGACCCCGACGAUGAUUUGGAUAUUUAACAAAAUGAAUCUAGAUUAAGUACAAUACCGGUGCAACAAUGUGUUCAUUUUAAUGAAUAUAAGCUUUAUUUUUAACAAAUUUUGCAUGUUGAAAGCUUUUAAAAUUUAUUUUAAAGUUUGUUAAAUUAAAAUAAGGGUAGUUGGUGGCAAUUGCAAUGGGCUGGAUUAUGAUCCUAAUAUUUUUGAACAUUUUUAAACAAAUACGUAAUUGCAUUCUCGUAGCCUAUUGUAUAUUAGUCAUUGAUAUUAUAACACCAUUGGAUCGAUUUUCUAACCUUCACUUGCUUGCCUAGUGGCUAGCGUUAAAAAAGGAAGCCUAAAUAUAGAACUAGUCUUGUUCCAGAUUUUACAUAGAAAUUGUUUUUAUGAAUCAACAAGUGGUGUUUAGUCUAUUUUUUAAAUCAAAAAUAAGUAACAAAGGUGAAAACAUAGUACUGUGUACUGAUUUCAAGAAGUUUAUAAUUAGAUAAAAUAAUGUGCAAAUAUAAAUUCUAUAAGUUGAUGAAUAUAUGUAGUUUUAAUCUGGGUAAUGUACAAAUAUUUGUUAUUGAUCGAUUUUGUUCAUUUUUGUCUAAUACAAUUAACAAUUUACUUUAUAUUUUGUUCGGAACAAUUGUUGAAAAUGUAAGAUUUUUAUUUGUUUAAUUUUCCAUCCAUCCACUGUUUGUAAAAAUCCUCUUAUUUUUAUUUUCUAGACGACUGAUGCAACUUGACAUAGUUACUACCUAAUUAUUGAAAUUGAUUGUUUCUAUUACUUUUUCAAUGAUGUUUGUAUGCUUGAUAAUAUCAGUGAAUAAGAGCAAUUGAAAAUAUUGUGCUCUCUGAUGAAAUCAGAAACAAAUGGUAUUAAGAGAAGUUACCACAUUAUGCACCAAUAAACUCUAGCCUAUUCUCUAUGCACAUUCAAGAAAUUCAAUUAGUAGUAACUUAUCUUUCUUUUUUUUAUUAAUAUUCUCUUGAUUUUCUAUGUUAUUUUCAAAAUACAUAUUUUUAUCUUUAUCAUCAUUAUCAUGUCAACCAUUUAACACGCACUGUUAGAUAUAGGCCUCACAAAAAGAACGCCACAACGAUCGGCCUAGCGCUAUUAUUUCUGCCUUUUUUUUAAAUAUUCAUACAUGUAUGGGUAGAAGAUAUAUUCCCAUUACACAUAUUAAAAAUUGAAAUGAAAAAUAACAAUUUUUAACAAAAAUUUGAAAGGGCUCAAGAUUACUCGAUAUUACAGAAUGAUUUUCAUUAAAAAAUUCUCUCCAUGUAUGAAAGCACAGGAUAAGAUCUGAAAUAAAAUAUAAAAUCAAAAUCAUUUAUUUAUUGUAUUGCACAUUGAAAUUACAAUUUUUCUUUCCGAGCUUUUUGUUUAGCGAACAAAUAUAUUGUUGACCUUGUUAUAAUUAAUUUCAUUUGCCAUGCUAUUUUGUAUCGUUAAUAUUGCGUUUCUGGCUCAUAGAGAAUCGCAAAUAAGUUUUAAUUUGCUAAAACUGCGUUCACAGCUUGCGGAUGUAGUAGGAAGCGUGCAGUAAAUUCGUAGAGCAAUACCGAAAUUAGGAAAGGCAUUCUGUAAAUCAUGCGUAUAAAUCUGUUGCAAAAGUUAGAAGCCAUUAGCCUUUUUUAUGUCACCGAAUAAAUGUGGAGUUUGCUCUUUAAAAACGUCGACUUUCUGGCAGAAUUCAGCGGUGUUUAAAUCUCGCUCGUAUUUUCGAGCCAAAUCUGCUCACUCCUUGUUUUUGCAGUUCUUCAGUUGGCAUAUUCAAGGUUUUAGCACCAUUGAGAAAUGCAAAAUUUGAAUUAAGCAUAAUAGCACUAUCAACCCUCGUUUUUAUUUCUGAUAUGAUUCGAUCUAAUAUCAUCAUGAUUUCUUUAAAAAACAAUUGAAAAUGUUGAAAUGUUCGUGAUUCGUCAUCACACAUCUCAUCAAAUUGUGUAUGUUUUGAAAUUUGCUUAUUUGGCAGAAUAGGUUCAACGCCAAUUUUUUCUGCAACUUCUCUAGCCUCGUUUAUCCAAUAUUCAAUUGAAUUUUCUCAUUUUUUUAAAAGUCUUGAGCAGGCCAUCCAUUAAAGCGAUCGAUAGGGAUGGCAAAAAAUAUAAAUCUAUCGAUAUAUCGAUCAUAUGAUGUAUCGAAUGAAAUAUAUCGAUGCCCAAUAUAUAUCGAUGUGAAUAUAUCGAUAUACAUAUAUAUCGAUACAUAUAUAAAGUUAAUGACACUUAUGUUUUCAAAAUAUAUAUGAUACACAACACACAUACUUUGUUUAUUGAAAAGAUUAAAAAUCAAAACAAAUUUAAUUCUUGUGGCAACGAACUCAAAAAUAAUAAUUUGUACAGUGUUUUUCCUGUGAGACGGUUCCUAUUUUUAGUAGCGGUGCCUCCAGCUUUGGAAAAUAGCCCCUCACUUGGUACGGAUGUCGCCACCACACAAAAAUAUUUUUCGGCCAACUUGGAUAAGCAUCUGCUAAUUUUUUUUCCCAUAAUAUCCCACCGAGUAGUAGUAGACGAAAAAGCAACAUAUUUUUUGAAUUAGUCUAAAUAGGUUUAUAGAUUCCUGGCAUGAUGAGGCAGUAUGGACCCUACAAGAUUCAAAGAAUUUUUUUUCUGUAUGGGACACAUCUGGAGUGCAGUCGAACAUUAUAGUGUAGUAUUUGGCUUCUUUAAUGUCAUUCAAAAUGUUAUUCUGAAUGUUGAAUUGUGUUUGGCGAAUAAAAAAAUUAAAUUCAAGAAGUUUCCUUCACAAGGCUGAGGACAUUGUGUGAUGAGGUCGCUAGGAGUUUCGCGGGACCUACGAAAAGAAAGACAGUUUGUUGAUAGAUACAAUACAGCAUCCAUAAAAAUACGCAGGAUGUCUCCAUUUUUCUUUCUCUCGAGUUCCCCACUUACAUAUACAUUCUAUUGAGAAUUGUAGCCGCUCAAAAUUGAUCUCUUUUGACCCUGUAUUUUUGUAGGUGGUCAGCCCACAUUUUACCCUAUUUAAUUAUAGUUUAUCACAUAUUUUUGCAGCUUUGACUACUGUUCUACAUUUUUCUCUGUCCUGCAUUUGUUUUUUCCAGUCACGUACUCCCAGAUUUAGUCCAUGAAUUUUCCUAAUAAUUCUACUCUCAUAUAUCCUUAGUUGUUCUUUGUCUAUAUUUGUUAGCCUCAUUGUUUCAGCGACUUAUGUAACUACUGGUCUUAUCGCAGUCUUGUAGACUCUCAAUUUGGUUGCUCUGCUAAUUCUUUUGCUCUGCAUUACAGAUUUGUACUUACAUGCCCUAUAUCCUGCAUGAAUUCUUUGUUUUGCCUCGUUUUCUGUGUCAUUUUGGUUGCUUAUCAUUGUUCCUAAGUACUUAAAGGUGUCAACUACUUCGAAGAUGAGGUCAUUUAUGUUCACUGUUUCCUGUUUGCGAAUUUCCUUUUUUCUUUCAAUUUUCGUAUAUUUUGUCUUUUUCUGAUUUAUUUUCAAUCCUCUUUUUCCCGCCUCUCUUACAAUUUUGUCUAAUGUGUUCUCUAGACUUUUUUGGUCUCUUGCUAUUAGUGUCAAAUUAUCACCAUAAGCUAUUACUCGUAUUGAUUUAUUAAUGAUACUUCCAUUGAUAUUACAUUCUCGUAUUAUGACUACAACUGUAAUGUUAAACAAUUUUUUUCAAAUUCCUCAGCUGGUCCGUUUUUUGUUAUUACCCUUGCCCUAGAAUUUAGCAUAGUCAUUUUCACCAAUCGUAUCAACUUUUGGGUUACUUGCAGUUUUUCUAUGUCCUUUAUAAUCGUCCUCAUUGUCAGACUGUCGAAUGCUUGUUUGAAGUCAAUGAAUAGCGUUUGCAUAUUAAUGUUGUGCGCAUAGAUUUUUUCGACCACUUGCUUUAUAGUAUGUAUGGCAUCUACUGUAGAUAUUUCCCUGCCUAAAACCUUUUUGAUAUCCCCCUAUUUCUGGUUCCAUUACCUUUUUCAGUCUAUCAUUUAUUAAUGUUGUAAGUAUUUUGUAUAUGGUAUUAAGCAAACUAAUACUUCUAUAAUUACUACAUAAGCUGGGAUUUCCUCCCUUCAGUAUUGGUAUAAUCAAUCCAUUAGACCACUCUCUUGGCAUUGCUUCUGUUUCCCAUACUCUUGAAUAUCUUGUACCUUAGUUUAUCUCCUCCAUAUUUUAUUAGUUCAUUCACUAUUUCGUCUGGCCCUCCUAUUUUAUUGUGUUUCAAUUUGUCUAUUAUGUCAUUACAUUCUGCUUCCGUCGGCUUUUCUUCAUUCUCUAAUAUGGUACCAUUGUCACUUAUAUCAUCUUCUUCGUAUUCACUGUCUUCUUCUGUUAAUAAUUCUUUGAAAUACUGACUCCAUUCUUUUUCAUUAAUAUGUGUCGUAUUUCGUUUUCUAUUUUGUUUCUUUAUAUAUUGAUAUAAUUAUACAUUAUUUUUAUUACCAUUUUGUAAGUUGUCCAUAUUAUCAUUUAGCCAUUUUAUUUUCUUUAUCUUUAUUAACUUGGUGCACUGUUUUCUUAUUUUUCUAUAUAUAUUAUAAUCCUCUUGUUUCAUAGUUCAACCUAGCCUCUUUUUUCUCUUAAUUUUUAUUGUACAUUCCGUGCAAAACAAUUGUUAUUUUUUCUAAUAUCUUUUGUACCAAUGACUUUCUGCGUUGCAUUUAUAACACUUUUCUUAAUCUUUUCCCCUUGCUCAUCAAUAGCAUCUUUUUCUUCACACUUUUGUAGUUGCUUUUAUAUUUCUUUUUCGUAUUCUUUCUCCCUCGUUUUCAGUUUCUGCACAUUUGAUUUUCUGCUUUUUAUCGCCUUGUUCACCAUAUUUACCAUUCUUAAUUUAAUUUUCAUUAUUACUAAUUGAUUACCAGUCUCAACACCUGUUCCUCUGUAUAAUCUUACAUCUUAUAUCAUUUUUGAUCUCUUUUUUGAUAUUAAGACGUGAUCUAUUUGGAUUCCCUUGGUACUACCUGGUGUCACCCAUUUAAUGUUCUGUCUUAUGUUUAAUGCUAGUGCUACUAAUAUACAUGUUGAAUUCCUUGGCUAGACUGCAUAUUCGCCAUCCAUUAUUGUUAGUUAUUUCGUGUAGGGUGUGUUUUCCUGCCACACUUCUUAAGUAGUCUUUUUUUCCUAUUUCUGGAUUCAUAUCUCCAAUAAUUAAUAAUGUAUCAUGUCUUGUGAUGUCCUCGCAUACCUUGACCAGGUUCACAUAGAAUUCAUCUUUGUCUUCGUAUUUUGCUUCUUCUGUUGGUGUGUAAAUAUUAAUUAUUGUUAUGUUUGCUAUACUAUUUUUUAUUCUUAGCUUUGAUAUUCUCCCACUUAUAACUUCAUAUUCUAGCACAUUUCUUUCCAUUCUAUGGCUGAUCAUAAAAUCUAUACCAUUCCUCCCUUUUUUAUCUUCUCCGCCAUAAAAUAGAGAAUAUUUCUUCUUAUUUAUUUGCCCUUUUCCCUUCCAUCGUAUUUCUUUGAGUGCCAAUAUGUCUUUUUGAUAUUCCAACAUUUCUUUUGCAAUUUCUUCCAUUUUUCUCAUUGCCAGCAUUGUUCUGAUAAUCCAUGAUGCCAUUAUCACUACAUCCUUUCAUUUGUUUUUCUUGUUUUUACCAUUAGCCAUUAUCCAUUCCAUUGCGUCGUGGACUUCCAAUAUAUCGAUGCUCUUUUCUAGUUUUUUUACUUCUUCUCUUUAUUCCCCUUUCCAUUUUCUGGGUAAAGAUCGUGUGCUGCACGUUUCUUGUCUUCAUUUUUUGUCGACUUUUCCUCCAUAUAUUUUGUUAUUUAUAAUGAGUUUGUUAUAUUUGAGCCUUGCAUUGUGUCCUUAUUCUUUGGGUAAUUUCACCUUAGGUAACAACUUUUUCCUUUCUAUUUGCACUUUCUUUUAGUAGUCUUCAUUAAUCCAUAUAUUGGUACCUUUCAGUUUUUAAGCUUGGUUCAUAUUUUCUAAUUUUUUGUUCCAUUUUUUGAUUUUAACUAUAAUCGGUCUCUUUUUAUUUAUUUUAAAUGCUCUUAUUCUGUAGUAUUCUAAAUCAGAUUCCAGGUCGACUUCUAUCUCUAUUUUCUCCAUUAUGAUCUUUUCUUUUAUUUUUUGUUGACUUUCAUUUUCCCCAUCUUCGAUUCCUUGAAUUUUUAUAUUAUUGCGUCUCAUUUAUAUUUCUACAUUUUCCAGUCUUUCCUCUUGUUCGGCUAUUAUUUGAUUAAGCCUUUGAUUUUCUUAUUUUAAUUCAUCUAUAAUAUAUGCAUUUCUGUUUAUUUUUUCUUCCAUGCUCUUGAGACUACCUUUUAUCUGUAAAAACAUUCCUUUUAUCAUUUCCAUAUCGCCCUUUUCAUUUUUAUUAUUCGUUUUCUUUUAUUUUGCUUAACGCACCCUAAUAAGUUUCACGUUCCGUUCAGUUUCGCUAGGCACCUACUCAAUUCAGCCCCUAACCUGGGCAUGUAAAAUUUGUCUAGCUACAUGAUUGUGGAUUAAUUUUGCUAUUCUAUUUGGAUUUAGUCUGGGUCUGUAUUUUUAUCAAUUUGGAUUUCAAUUUUUAUUGGUUUUUAACGAUAUUUGUUAAUAUAUAUGAUAACUUGCACUUACACAAGAUAUUUCUGAGCUUUCUGGUAAUUACAGAUUAUUACUUUAUUCUCAAUUUUGUUUUAUCACUCCCACGAUUUAAUUGUAUACUUCUCACAUUAGAUGCAGGACCGUAUUCCAGUUUCCCACUUAAUCAUACCCUAUUUAGGCAUUUGAGAUGCCUCAUGUUCGCUUAAUCUCCCAUAAGUUUUUUUCCACUUUAUAAACCCUGUAGAACAUAACGCGGAUAUAGUGGCAGAGAACGGUUUCUGGUAAAUCCUGCAGCACACACAAAAAAUUGCAUUUUUUAUGUUAGAAUAUAAAAGCCAAGAUCUUUGAAGUCUUCGUGAUUAGUCAACGUUUUGUACCAUAUAGACCAUAUGCCAGCGCAUUCAGUUGAUCAAAAUACAAUGUUUUCUGAUGGAUUAUUUUCUGAUAUUAACACAGCCUGACUGUUAAACAAAGAUCGUUACUGGUCGGUCAUCUUGAUCCACUUGGUCGAGCAAAAUGCAAGAAAUAUCCUCUGACUCAAUAUCAUUUUCAGGAGUUGUGGCAGAUACUGACGGGCCACCUCCUCCGAUAAGCCAAUUUUUCAUCUUUUCCACAAAUAGUUUUCCUUGUAACACCUUAUACUUAGCUUUUUUCCUAUAUUCCGCUUCCGAUAGUUUUUUGGCACGCUUAUAAUUUCAACCUAUAAAAAAAAAUAAAACUGUUAUCCUUAAUUAACCUUGGCACAUUACUGGGAGGGGAGAACUUAAUUGCAAAUAAAUGUCUUUGAAAAUUAAAAAUAAUUUCACGUCGCUCACACAAGACAGUCAAAGCACUACGUUAUAUACACAAAACCCACUUUUGGGUUUUGUGAUCAUCUUAAUACCACGAAACAAUGAGUAAGAAAUUAGUGAAUAUUCAGCGGGUAAAGAAGGUUCCAUGUUGUUGAUAAUACUACAUUUAACGUAAUGGAAUUAAAAUAUAUAUCAAAAUUAAUAAAUCCCUUGAUUUUUUUCUUAAUCCAUCAAUAACUGAUUAAGAUAUAGAGAUAUAAUGAUCAAAGGCGGAUAUUAAUAUUUGUUAUAUACGUUUAUCUCAGCCAUCAUGUAAUAAACAAACCACAGCACGAAAGGCGUUAGUGAUUGCAUGUAUAACAUUGGAUUAAAAAAAUAAAUAUGGUUUUUUAAACAACACAAGAUAUAUAAAAUACUUACCUAGUAAGGACAAUCGAUGAGUUGUGACAGAUUCAUAUUCAUGCGGCACUAAUAAUACAGGCAGAAUUUACUCUAUGCUUGUUGAUUGACAAGAACUGAACAGUAAAUAGUAAACGCAAGUCGAAUGUUUGAAACCAAAUACGGUCACGGAGAUCAAUCGUGUUUUGUUUCACUGCACCGGGCGUCACGUGCGUGGGCUGUGAAUUCCGCAAACACGCGCGAUUGUUAACCUACAUCUGCGCGCUCCACGAAAAAUAUUUUCUGUGUAUAAAGUACGAAUUUGCCCAGGGCAGGGGCCCUGGCUUGCCCCCCUGACAUUCUCAUUCGUUUUUAAAAUUUCCCGUUUCUUUGUGGUGACUGAAAUGAUAAGGAAAAUAAAAUCAUAAUGAAAAGCUUAUUUCUAUUGCCAUCGAUAUUCAUUGAAUAGUCUAGUGUUUUACAAGAAUCACUGCUGCUGAUUGGAUGAAACGAAAUUUAAUCUUUAUACAGUAAUCAACCAAAUUUCUUCUUCAAAGAAUGUAUGUCUUAUUAACAGUCAGAUUCCAAUGUAUUAAUAAUAAAAAAUUUUCAAUUACAAAACACUAGAAAAUACUCCCAAAUAUACCAUACUUAUUUAAAACAACGAUCAACUCAUAGGGCGAAAUCUCAAUGUUUGACCAGUACUAGUUUCAUCUUUGUUAGCAAACUAAUAGAACUAAUAGAACUGGUAUUGAAAUAUCAAUAAUAUUAGUUUGAAUUUGUUUUGGCAUAUCGCCGCAUUUAUGUUAUUUUUUUCUAAUAAACAGGUUAAU
Molecule: messenger RNA, 9447 nt
Organism: Diorhabda sublineata
Lineage: Eukaryota; Metazoa; Arthropoda; Insecta; Coleoptera; Chrysomelidae
Gene: Elp5
Product: elongator complex protein 5
Exons: 5
Coding region: 136-984 (282 amino acids)
Biological process (GO): tRNA wobble uridine modification
Cellular component (GO): nucleus; cytosol; elongator holoenzyme complex
Molecular function (GO): tRNA binding
Source: RefSeq, a predicted model, not a curated record